Lepus europaeus (European hare) is the source of this 692-nucleotide messenger RNA. It is a transcript of the gene NR2C2AP, whose product is annotated as nuclear receptor 2C2 associated protein. Bases 250 to 672 code for a protein of 140 amino acids. Lineage: Eukaryota; Metazoa; Chordata; Mammalia; Lagomorpha; Leporidae. The record is from RefSeq and is a predicted model, not a curated record. The transcript has 5 exons.
CCGCUUCCACGCGGUUCCGGGUUCCCGGUUCUGGCUCCCGGGUCGCUUCUGCGAGGUCUGUCUGGACUCGCUGUGCAGGGCCUGGCCCCGGCCAUUGCCAGUGGCCCUUGACACCCCCCCAGGAAGGGGGUCGAGUCGAUAUCGGAGACCUGGGGCGGUGAGGCCAGGGCCGGGGCCGGGCCAGGGCCGGGGGCGGGACCCGAACCCCGAUCGCGCCCCGACCGAGCCCAGCGGGCCUGCGGCUCCGAGAUGACCCAGUCCCUGGUCUGUGCGGAGACGGUGAGCAGGGUGAGUUCGGUGCUGCAUCGCAACACCCGGCAGUUUGGGAAGAAGCACCUCUUCGACCAGGACGAGGAGACCUGCUGGAACUCCGACCAGGGCCCCUCCCAGUGGGUGGUGCUGGAGUUCCCACAGCGCGUGCGGGUGUCCCAGCUGCAGAUCCAGUUCCAGGGGGGCUUCUCCAGUCGCCGGGGCCGCCUGGAAGGGUCUCAGGGGGCCGAGGCUCUGAGCAAGAUUGUGGACUUUUACCCCGAGGACAACAACUCGCUCCAGAGCUUCCUGGUGCCGGCCACCGAGGCGGACCGGCUGAAGGUGACCUUUGAGGAGGCCACGGACUUUUUUGGCCGCGUGGUCAUCUACCACCUGCGGGUGCUGGGGGAGAAGGCGGCGUGAGAGCUCGGGGGUGGCGCAGA